CCGAAAAACAGUACUAACUGAUUUUUGGAUGCAGGGAUAACCGUUAAGACAACAACAACGUUGGCGGACGGAGACAGAUAACCAUCAUAGUUAAAGCCCGAACACUUGAAGAGAAACCAGCGUAGAAGGGUAUUUGUACGUUAACUACAAAACUCCAAGUGUGUGGUCCUUCAGAGAGAGAGAAAGAGAGAGAGAGCGAGUGAGUGCGAGAGGGAGAGGCUGUGAAGCUCUCUAUUUCUGUGAGAGAACCAAUUUAGCAAAAAACCCCAAGAAUUUGCAGUUGAGAGAGACAGAGAGUGAUGGAGGAAGAGAAGCAGCAGAGUGUUGAGGAGGAGGAGCGUCCAGUGAGAGUGUAUGCAGACGGCAUUUAUGAUCUCUUUCACUUCGGCCAUGCCCGUUCUCUCGAGCAAGCCAAGAAGCUGUUUCCGAACACGUACCUGCUUGUUGGCUGCUGUGGUGAUGAAAUUACCCACAAUUAUAAGGGAAAAACUGUUAUGACUGAGAAGGAGCGCUAUGAAUCGCUCCGCCAUUGCAGAUGGGUGGAUGAAGUUAUCCCCGACGCACCAUGGGUGCUCUCGCAGGAGUUUCUUGACAAGCACAAGAUUGACUUUGUGGCACAUGACUCUCUUCCCUAUGCUGAUGCAAGUGGCUCUGGAAAGGAUGUCUAUGAGUUUGUUAAGUCCGUUGGUAAGUUUAAGGAAACAAAGCGAACUGAUGGGAUCUCUACGUCAGAUCUCAUAAUGAGGAUAGUUAAAGAUUACAACCAGUAUGUGAUGCGUAAUUUGGACCGCGGGUACACAAGAAAGGAUCUAGGUGUUAGCUAUGUGAGGGAAAAGCGACUGAGAGUGAACAUGGGACUGAGAAGAUUGCGUGAAAGGGUGAAGGUGCACCAAGAAAAAGUAGGAGAGAAGAUACAAAUAGUAACACAAACUGCCACAAUGCGUCGUAAUGAAUGGGUGGAGAAUGCUGACCGGCUGGUUGCUGGAUUUCUUGAGAGGUUUGAAGAAGGUUUCCAUAAAAUGGGAACAGCCAUAAGGGACCGAAUUCAAAAGCGAAUAAGGAAGCAGCAGUUCAGAGGGCUUUUAUAUGAAGAAGAAGAUGAUGAAUUCUAUGAUGACUCUGAAGAAGAAAACGAGGAUGAAGACGAGAACUGACGUUGCUUCUGUUGCUGUCAAUUAGGAGCUGAAAUACUUGUCCGUUGUAUUAAUUAAUGUAGAACUAAGUAAGAAGUCGAUAGCAUUAGAUUCCUUGAUUAUAUGACUUCAGUUUGUGAAACGGCCAAAAUCAAGGCUUGGAUUUUCAAAUUCAAUUAUAGUAUUCUGUCAUUUUCGUUUCGGUAGGUGCUUGUUUGAUGUAGUUGACACAAAAUCUUUAUGAAGAUCACAGAUUUCUGCGAA
Molecule: messenger RNA, 1397 nt
Organism: Malus domestica (apple)
Lineage: Eukaryota; Viridiplantae; Streptophyta; Magnoliopsida; Rosales; Rosaceae
Product: choline-phosphate cytidylyltransferase 1-like
Biological process (GO): CDP-choline pathway
Molecular function (GO): choline-phosphate cytidylyltransferase activity; phosphatidylcholine binding
Source: RefSeq, a predicted model, not a curated record